Cryptotermes secundus is the source of this 3802-nucleotide messenger RNA. RefSeq lists its product as uncharacterized. The record is from RefSeq and is a predicted model, not a curated record. Lineage: Eukaryota; Metazoa; Arthropoda; Insecta; Blattodea; Kalotermitidae. The transcript is spliced from 11 exons. Bases 134 to 3763 code for a protein of 1209 amino acids. Gene Ontology annotation, biological process: signal transduction.
AGCAGUAACCUCUUUUGAAAUCUCAGUUACAGUCUUUGGUUUUAAUACGGUUGUGUACGUUUUAGGCGUUGUAGGCGUUGUAAGCUUCAUAUACUUCCUAUGGAGGAAUUAGGAUUGUAUGGGUGAAUGAAACAUGUUUAUCUCGGAUGUGGAAGGAAGUCAUAAAGAAGAAUUAUACAAUAUAAUUGUACAUGACUUACGACAUGUAGGAGUGAAGCAUAGAAUUAAGAAGUCGACCAACAAGCAUUCACAGUGCUCUAAACACGGCAAUGUGGAGAAGGCAGGAAUAUUUAGAGUGCCACUUCAUCAUCUUGAUCAUGAAAUUGUAUUGCUAAACUGUGGGACAGCCGUUGAAGUCCCGAGUUUUGUUGCAAGGGCUUGCUCAUACAUAAAACAACAUAUAGAAACUGAAGGAAUUUUUCGCAAAGCUGGCUCAACUUCACGACAGAAAGAACUGAAGGCAUUCCUGGAUAGUAAUAAGAAGUUUGGGCCUGAACAUCAUGUAAUUGAUGUGGCAAAUGUUUUGAAAAUGUUCUUCAGGGAGCUGCCUGAGCCACUUAUACCGCAUGCUUACCAUGAAGUGCUGCUUAGAUGUUUGCUGUUACGAGAUAAGAAAACAGAAGGAAUACUUUUAACGUGUCUGCUGAUGCCAACUGCACACAUAAAUACAUUGGCAUAUUUGAUGCAGUUCCUCCAAGAAGUAGCAUCCCAUUCUGAAACAAACAAGAUGAAUGUAAAAAAUUUAGCAAUCAUAGUUGCUCCUUCGGUUAUGCCUGUAGAAGAGAAGAUAGUUGUUUAUGGCACAUCAAGGCUCACUCAUCAUGUAGAAGUGGUUGAAUUACUGAUAAGAAAUGCCGGUAAAAUUGGAACUUUGCUGGAAAAUAUGUUUGAGAAACUGGCGGUGAAUAGCUCUGCUCCCUCUUUGUCAAAUGAAGAGCAAGAUGGCGAUUUGUCAAGGCAGAACAAGAAAAGGAAGAAAAGGAGAAGUGGAUCAAUAACACGUAUGUUGAAUGGAUUAAAGAAAAUGGUUGGGAAGGGAACUCCAGAAGUAGACGAAAGUCACCUUAUUACAUCCACGCCUGAUUUUUCAACACCUUGUGUUAAGUCAAGCAAGAAACGGAAGGCUGCUGAAGUAACCACUGCAUUUUCGGGCAAGAAAAGGCGAGAUGUUUUGCAAACACUCCCCCAGAGUGUAGCACUAGCCAACAUACCUUAUACUCCCUCCAGGUCCAUGGCACAUGACUUGUAUGUUUCGUCUCCAGUUUGUUCACAUCCAAAUCCCAACAGGAAAUCAAAGAGUCCCCAGUCAACAAAGCACAGACACAGAAGAUUUUUCACACCCAAGUUACAUACUGAAAGUGGAGCAAACAAGAUUAAUUGCAAAGAAGCAUAUGACAGCUGCAAGAAGACUCGACUAAGUGUUGGAAGUUGGUCUGGGAAGAAGCAAAGACCUGAAGAACUGGCUGUUGUGGGUAAUCCAUUUGGUUCAGACAUAAGCUGCCAUUCAGAUCAUUCAAGUCGAGGUUCUCUGGAGCGAAGUUGGAGUGUAGGCCCUUGGGGCAGAAAGAAAUAUUUAAAUCUAUCUGAUGUCCCCAUGUUUUCACCUCCAGUUGGACCUGGUGUUGAUAUCGCUAGUGAUGGUGAACUAGUCCAAGCAGAAAAUUUGUGUAGCACAUCCAGUCAUGAAACUCAAGUCAUUGAGCCUGAGAGUGCCAUUCAUGUAUCAGAACCAGAUCAUCCUGAGAUGGAGUUUGUUCGUAUCCCAAAGAGUGAAUAUGAAGCCAUUAAGAACAGAGUUUCUGCCAUAGAGAACAGAAUAUCACAAGAGUUUGGAAACAUGAUAUCUACCAAUGACACUGGCUCAAGUGUGCUUCCUUCAUUAACUGUAUCCUGUAGUACUGAAGUCAGUAGUAAUGCAGAGUUGGUUCAGAAUGCAUAUGAAAGAACAUUAGUUGAAUCUGAGAAAUUAGGUGAUUCUUCUGCAGAUCACCUUGCCAGACGACUCAGCAGAGAGCUGAGGAUUCGCCGCAGUCUGGAGAGUAAAGUUAUAAGAUCACCAAGUGCACGAAAAAUUGGCACUAUUAGACGCAGGUCAAAGGAAAAUGCAAAACCUGUCUUCAGAUUGCCAUCAGAAAAGAAUGAGGUAGCAAGAAACAUGUCAUGGCAUUUGGCUGUGCAACCUAAUCUUGCUCAGAUUAGUCAAUUCUAUCCACGUAGUAAUCUAAAGAGGGGCCGGCCCAACACAGUAUUUACAGGUUUGCCUCAACCAAGUCCAAGAAAUACUGUCAAAAUGAACAAGGGAAUAACCCAUAAGUGUGAGGAAGAACUGCCCUCUGAGGAUAAGAAUAAAGAGAUAUUGCAGAAUUAUCAUUCCUGUCUCAUGGAUGAUGACAUAAUGAAUAUGACUGACUUGGCACAGUAUCUUGAUUUUCAUAGGGAAUCAGAUGACCCCAUAACGAGAAGAAAGGCUCGAAGGGCUUCCUCAUUCCAUGGUUCUGAAUGCACAUUCAGAAAUCAUAGCUUCAGAAGCAAAUCUUUGAAAAAUAUUAUGAAAUCCAGCAGCUAUGUUGAUAUUCCUGAAACUACAGUACACAACUCAUUGAAUUUGGAAGAAAUUGCUGACAUUGAUAUAACAGAACAACAAAAAGAAAAUGAUGAAUGGAAAACGGCAGAUGUCUUCUUCAGCAGUGUGCAAAACAUAAAGGACGAAGCACCUAUUACAGGCAGAGCUUCUGUAGCAAAGUUAAGGAGCCAGAAUGCUGGUAUGGUUUUGGAAAGAAUGAAGUUAUUUGAUGCAAAGGAAAACUGCAAUGUGGGACAUCAUGAGAAAGAGAAAUGUAUGGGUGAUGCUAAAGCAGAAGGACUUGUACAUGUUCCAAAUGUAUUUGCAUGUCAUGCAGAGGUAACUCAAUCCCUAAUAGAUGCCCCAGCCAAGAAACCCAACAUCUUUAGAUCAAGUCAUAGCAAGUCAGUUCAGAGGAUUCGUUCGCCACUGGUAGCAAAGUCUGGUGUAGAUGAUUUGCAGUAUAAUUUUAAAGAUAGUCCUAAGAAGAUUGGAACUCCUAGACAGAGACAUAGAAUGAAAAGUACAAAUGGUUCCCACCGAAAACAAAAAUUAAAAGUAUUGAAGUCACCAUCCAGGGUAGACCCAGUGUCCACAGAAAGUCCAGCCUCUGCAAUUCGCAGAAAACACAACAGCAUGAAACUAGCACGGGAGAGAGUUUGUGCAGACAUUAAAGCAAAUCUUACAGUUCCAACUAACUGGUUAAGUACAGAGAAGGAGAAUGUUCUGUCCCCAUCUGAUAAUACAUACUUGCAGCCGAAUCCAAGCUCUCAGAGAGGUGUGAAUUUGAAAGAAGAACCUCAUCAUCAGUUCUCCACUGAAGCUUCUGUGUCAGACACAUGCAAAGAAGUGUGUUCUCCUGCAGUGAGUAAAACAUCUGUGUGUCCUUUGAAAGACUGCAACAGGAUUGGAAUUAAUAGUCAAGUUCCUCAUCUGACUGGUAAAGACACAUCUGUGGUGGCUUGCUCUGUAUAUAGAACCAAAAGGGAGAUGCCAUACAUUAAGAAAACAUUAUUAACUAAAUCCCCAAGUCAGUUUUGCAAAACACCACAGAGCAACACCCCAUCCACCAACAAAAAUGGCCGUCGUCUCCAAACCCCAAUGAAAGCUGUAGUUGGUUUUGGCUCUGAAACUCCUGUGGGAACUCCUAGAAGACAGAGUCCCAGGAUUCUAGUUCUCAAAUCACGAAAUAUCUCAUAAGUAGAAACUAGGUGUCUUCAUGUGUCAUGUGAUCUUACU